CGCAAUACGGCCGUUAUGGCCGAUGACAACAGCAUUGUGUAUUGUAUUUGCAAGCAACCAUAUGACCCUGAGCAAUUCAUGAUAGAAUGCGACGUCUGCAAAGACUGGUUCCAUGGCAGCUGUGUCAACGUCCAGGAGCACGAGUCGUACGAUAUCGACGUAUACCACUGUGUAGAAUGCCAGAAAACACACGGACUACCAAAGAUGAAACCGAUGCAUAACUACCACAGGCACAACUACGCAGAUCCAUCAGAGAACUCGAAGGUGGUUCAGAGCGGUACUGCUAUAUUUGUUCACAACUUGAAGACUCGUAGGUUUUUUAAUGCAGAUGAAAUUGUGUGUCGCUAUCGUGGCUCUGACAUGACACUGGCACGGCUGAAGGCUCAAGGGUUCUCUCAACCUAUUAUUGUCGAUAAUCAGGAGGGUUUAGGACUUGUCGUACCGAACGAUUCAUUUGACAUUUUGGACGUAAAGCAGUUGGUUGGAGCUGACCGAGAACUGGAUGUCAUUGAUGUAGCUAGACAGUCGGACUCCAAGAUGAAACUCGUUGACUGGACAAACUAUUUACUGAAUCCAUCGAGAACAAAAGUUAUGAACGUCAUCAGUCUAGAAUUUAGCGAUACACCGUUAGCUGAUUUAGUAACAGCACCGAAGUGUGUUACUGAUCUUGACUGGGUAUCAUUGUACUGGCCAACGGAUCAGCUGGAUGAGUGCACACACGUGAAACCUGUGGUGCAGAAGUAUUGUCUAAUGAGUGCCAAGGAUUCUUACACGGACUUUCAUAUCGAUUUUGGUGGGACUUCGGUGUGGUAUCAUGUCCUCAAGGGCGAGAAAAUCUUUUACCUUGUGUGUCCAUCAGACCGCAAUUUGAAGGCUUACUGUAAUUGGAUCAGGCAACCUACUUCUAGUGAGCAGUUUUUUGGAAACUUGGCUGACCGGUGUUACAAACUAACAUUGAAGACGGGACAGACUCUUUUUAUCCCAACUGGAUGGAUACAUGCUGUGCUCACACCAGUUGACUCACUUGUGUUUGGUGGCAACUUCUUGCAUAAGCUGAACAUACAGCUGCAACUUAGAAUUUAUGAAAUGGAAUGUUGGCUCAAUGUUCCCAACAAGUUUCGUCAUCCAAGCUACGAGACACUGAACUGGUAUGCAGCUCAACAUUUACUAGAAGAUCUAAAAGGACUUUAUGACUGUGGUGAAGCAGCUCCAUCAUACUUGCUGAAUGGUCUGGAAGCAAUGGCAGAGGCUUUUCAACGAUGGACUAGGACAGAGGAUAAUGCUGGAACGGAUUCUGCCCAACAUAGGGAUCAAAUUCCAGAUGCUAUAUCUCCCGGCUUAUUCAUCAAAGACAUACGACGGCAGCUGAAAUAUGCUUAUAAAUUGCAAGAGCGAGCAAGAGUUCCACGCCCUCAUUCAAGUCCAUUGAAGAUGACCAUACCCAAGUCAGUUACUUCAAGUUGGAAGAGUGGUCUAGAUGCGCCUCUUCAAAUGAAACGAAAACGUAAUUCACCAAUUAAAUCAGGCAUGAAACUUAGCUUGACCAAUGGGAAGAUUGUGAAGAAGAGCCGGGUGGAGCAGUCUGAUGGCGAUGGCGAUGAACAGUUGCCACUAACGCUAAAGCUUGUAGGUUAUCCUCGUGGUGGCCAGGUAGUGAGAAUUAAGAAAUCGUCUGAUGGUGAAGAUGUAGAUGUGGAAGAUGAAUCGGUUAGCAGUGUCAUGCAACUGCAUACAUCUGACACCCAAAUGGGAGAACGACGGACCUCGGCUAUUCAAAGGGAUGACAACUUUGUUUAUGGAACUGAUAACGCUGAUGUAGAGGCAACAGAUACUGCACUAGCGAAACAGGCUCGCCUUUCUAACGACAAGGCCUGGAACCCAAAAGGUAAACGACAUGAAUCGACUCACUCAUUAUCACAACCGAUCACCGAUCCUUCUUACAACCCUGUCAAACAUCUUCAAUCAACAGCAAAACAGAGACGACCAAAGAAAGGACUUGGAACAGCCAAGCAACGGCUGGGACGAAUUCUUAAACUUGACCGGACUGGCCGAUUAUAGGCACUACCACACAUGGUUUGCAUGUACAGAAGAAGGACACAAGGUACCACAAACAGUAUGAAUGUCACCACUCUGGUGGCAAACAUGGAUGCAACUCAUUUUUCCGAGAUGAAUAUUUUGUUUAGUUUGAUUUUUUGCGACAUCGUAUUUGUUUGUACCCGCUUGGCCCUUACCACCACCAUUUUGUACAUAAUAUCGGAGUCUACUGUCAUGGCUUUUCGAAAAUAAAUGCAACAUUAGACUUUCGUUUGCCAUGCCAAGGAGAUAUGGGAGACAUACGACCAAGUGAUUCUAUC
This is a messenger RNA of Corticium candelabrum, 2354 nucleotides long. Its product is annotated as lysine-specific demethylase 7A-like. Gene Ontology annotation, molecular function: histone demethylase activity; transcription coregulator activity. The record is from RefSeq and is a predicted model, not a curated record. Gene Ontology annotation, biological process: regulation of transcription by RNA polymerase II; protein demethylation. NCBI's taxonomy places the organism in Eukaryota, Metazoa, Porifera, Homoscleromorpha, Homosclerophorida, Plakinidae. The transcript has 16 exons. The coding region runs from base 16 to 2058 and encodes 680 amino acids.